AUGUUGUCCAUGCAACACUCUCCAUCAUUCGCCCUCCCUCCGUCCUCCGAUCUCGAAAGUAACCCUUCCCAUGGCUACCUGUCGCACCCCCAGCCCGCCGACUGCCGCUCGAGUAUAGCCGAACCGCUCGCCUUCCCAGACUUCUCCAUGGACGAUUCACUCUCCCAUCGUGACAGCGUGAGCACUGACAACACCUCCAACGACUCGCCCGAAUCCUGGGACGGCGACGACCCCUCGGACAGUUCUCCACCGGGCGGCGGCGGCGUCAAGGUCCCAACAACCAUGAUCGGCCCAUCCACCGUCUUCCAGUUCAAUGUCCUUGCGUCGCCAGAGCCGGACGUAGUCCCGAAAGUAGAGGAGCUGGAUGACAAUGACGAACUGCCGGGGUUGAAACCAUUAGGGGUGGAGACGCCAGGGCUGUCUGUGUCAGGACCGCCUCAGUCUGGUACAGGUCCCGCGGCUGCUCCCGUCACUGUUCCACGGAAACGUGGCCGCCCGCGCAAACACCCUCUGCCCGUGCCCGGCGGCCACGUCAAGAUCACCAAGGGCCGCUCCAAAACCGGCUGUAUCACUUGUAGACGCCGCAAGAAGAAAUGCGACGAGACAAAGCCUGCCUGCCAGAACUGCCAGAAGAAUGCUGUUGUCUGCGAAGGGUAUCCCCCCAAGGAAAUAUGGAAGAGCGGCAAGCAAAAGAUGGAAGAUGCCCGAACCCAGACGCCAGUGGUAUAUCGCUCGCUCCCUAUCCUCAUUGACGGCAUCGAAACAGAGAUGGACCGCAAGUUGCUCGACCACUUCGUCUACGGGUUCAGCCGUGUCUUGACCCUCAUCAAUGACGACUCGAACCCCUUUAAAGAAAUUCUUCUGCCGAUGGCGACCCAACAUCGAGGCUUGAUGCAUUCAUUGAUGUGUCUGUCGGGGUCGCAUUUGUCCGGGCUAAAUCCAGAGCCAGGAGUGAAGGAGCGCAAAUACUACCACUUCCACCGAGCGAUCCGAGACCUAAAGGCGAAUAUCACUGCGAGAACGAACAUGACCGAGCAGGAGCCCGAGUUACUAUCGGAGGACCCAAUCAUCGCCUCAACGAUAGCGCUUAGUCUGAACACCAUUUGUGAAGGAGAAACGAAUGGCGAGUACCGCCCACACAUGGAUGCAGCUCGCUAUCUGCUCGUGACCCAGGAACCACGGAACGAGAACUUCCGCCAGUUCAUCGUCGAGUUCUUCCAAUACCACGAUGUAUCCAACUCAAUCACAUCGCUCGAUCGCCGACCCGCCCAUCUGGAUGGAGAGUUGCGGCUACCCGACUUUGUACCGCACGCGCAGGCCGGGAUGUUCUUGGGUGUGUUCGAUGGUCUAUUCCGCUACAUUUCACAGGUGACCGGACUGCGCGACCGAAUCCGUCAGCGCUUCAGCGAAGGUUACGAGCCAGCAGUCGACUACCAGAUCCUCAGCGACGCGGUAAUGAUCGACACAUCAAUUCGGACAUGGGAGACCUCUCACCCACCAAACACCCCCAACUACUACCUCGCCCAGCUCUACCGCCAAUCAACCUGGGUCUACCUAUACCGCACGAUCCGCCCAUCUCGGCCAAGCGACAAGAUUGCGCAGGUUGUCGACGACGGGCUAGAAUUCCUAGACCUCCUCCCUCAAGACGCAGGCGCCUUCAGUAUCGUCCUCAUGCCUCUUUUCCUGCUUGGCUGCUCCGCCUUCGUACCCCGGCAGCGCGAGAAAAUCCGAAAGGGCUUCGAUGCGCUCAAGGCCUAUUCGAACCUCCGCAACAUAGAGCCCGCAUUCACCGUUGUCCAGCGCGUCUGGGAGGUCAUGGAUACGAAGACUGAGGAUAGCUGGGACUGGGAGAGGAUCAUCAAGGAGAUGAACAUGGACUUCCUCAUCACCUAG
Aspergillus puulaauensis is the source of this 1893-nucleotide messenger RNA. RefSeq lists its product as uncharacterized. The transcript is spliced from 3 exons. The coding region runs from base 1 to 1893 and encodes 630 amino acids. Gene Ontology annotation, molecular function: DNA-binding transcription factor activity, RNA polymerase II-specific; transcription cis-regulatory region binding; zinc ion binding. The record is from RefSeq and is a predicted model, not a curated record. Lineage: Eukaryota; Fungi; Ascomycota; Eurotiomycetes; Eurotiales; Aspergillaceae. Gene Ontology annotation, cellular component: nucleus. Gene Ontology annotation, biological process: positive regulation of transcription by RNA polymerase II.